ACACACACACACAACAUGAACUACAGCUGGAUAUUCGCUCUCAUCCUGGCCACAUUGUGCCUGUCCCAGGCAGCGCCUCUUAACAAUCCCUACCAGGCCAUCAGCUCGCCCAGCGACAUCAGCGGACAGCCUGUGCGCACAAAACGCGGCAGCUAUCAAAAUGAUUAUUACAUCUGUUAUCCCAGCAGCGUUGUCUAUGGCUAUCAUCACAACAAUCCCAGUUCCCCGGACGGACAUCGUCGCUCCGAUGCGCCGGAGCAACGUUUUCUCGGCUACGACUCCUACGAGGCGCGCACAAAUCGUGCGGAUAGGGAACGCGCCGCCUACACAGACAGCUUUGGCAAAUAAUUUACGGAUUUCUAAAACUAUCACAACUCAAACUAGACGUAAUAUAUAUGGACUAUAUAUUAUAGUUAAGGCAUUCGCACAGGUGUAGCUGUACAUAGUAUUUAUUUAUACUAACUAUUUAUUGUUUUAUAUAAUAUAUGUUAAUAGCA
Molecule: messenger RNA, 497 nt
Organism: Drosophila novamexicana
Lineage: Eukaryota; Metazoa; Arthropoda; Insecta; Diptera; Drosophilidae
Exons: 1
Coding region: 16-348 (110 amino acids)
Source: RefSeq, a predicted model, not a curated record